GUCUCCAUAGAAAUAAGUAUGGUGUACCAUCUUUCCCCGGUUCUGUGUAUACUGGUAGUACCCACCCAAGGUCAUCUCCAGUUCUUCUCUCUGUUGAGAUCUAAGCACCUCUUCUGCAAAUUCAGCUGCCCACAGAUGGAAUCACUGGGAACGUUUGCCCACCUGGGACUUACUGCCCACCUGGAUCCUCUGUUCCCAUCCUCUGCCCUCCAGGAACCUACAGCAAUACCAGUGGAUUGAAACACUUGAAACAAUGUUUGGACUGUCCACCUGGGGCACCUACUCGGACAGCUGGGGUGGCACAGGAAUGGGGACCUGCAAGAUGUGUCCAGCAGGCAUGUACUGCAGUAAACCUGGCCUGGUGGUGCCCGAGGGACCUUGUCAACCAGGAUAUUAUUGUCUCCAAGGGUCCAGCAGUGCUUUCCCAGCUGGUCACCCCUUUGGUGGCCCUUGUCCUGCAGGGCAUUAUUGCCCAGCUGGCACAAAGCAACCCAGAGAAAUGCCCUGCCCAGUUGGGACAUGGAAUGAGCGGAAAGGAGGUCAGGAUCCCACCUGGUGUCUACCUUGUCCACCUGGGUUCUUCUGUAGUGGCCCUGGCCGCAUUUCGCCAACAGGACCAUGUGCUCCAGGGUUUUACUGCAAAGGCGGGACACGGACUGCUCGGCCAGUGGACAGGGCAACUGGAGAUCUGUGUCCUGAAGGCCAUUUCUGCCCUGCGGGUUCAGCAGUGCCCUCUCCAUGUCGGGACGGGGAGUACAGUGCACUGGCAGGUCGGGAGGAAUGUUUUCCCUGCCCGGCUGGCCUUUAUUGUAAAAAUGGCAUCCGGUACCAUUGCCCAGCCGGGUUUUACUGCCCGCCCAAGACUGGGGUCACCCCUCAUCCAUGCCCUCCUGGGACUUACAGCUCAUCUCCGGGUAUUGACCAAGCAGAGAGAUGCCAGCUCUGCCCUGCAGGGAUGUUCUGUGGUGAGUGGGGAUUGUCUUCUCCGACCGGCCCCUGUUUCCCAGGCUUCUUCUGCAAUUCAGGCUCCACUGUUCCAAACCCUGAUGGAAUCUCUAAUGCGAGUGCUGGGGGCCCUUGCCCACCUGGGCACUUUUGCCCAGCUGGCACCAGGACCCCUCUCCCAUGCCCACCGGGUACCUUUUCAGACAGACUGUAUCUCUCCCUUGAGAGCAGCUGCAUUGUGUGCCCGCCUGGCUAUUACUGUCUCUCUGCUGGACUCACAGCCCCCUCUGGCCUCUGCUCGCCUGGCUACUACUGUCUACCUGGAGCCAUCUCACCUUCCCCUGCAGGGCUUCCAGAACAGGGAGGGCUUUGCCCGGUGGGCCACUUUUGCCCAGAAGGGACCAGCCACCCGUUUCCCUGUCUUGCUGGAACUUAUAACAAUCUCACUAAGCAACCUGUUUGCUUCCCGUGUCCUGCUGGUUACUACUGUCCUGAAAAUACCACCGACUACAGUAGGUUCACAUGCCCGCCCGGCUUCUUCUGUCCGCAAGGAACCAAGUUUGCAACGGAAUUUCCUUGCCCUCGGGGUUAUUACAACCCGGAUCCAAUGACCCAGAGCCUGGACAGCUGUUUGCCAUGCCUCCCAGGGCAUUACUGUGGGAAGGAAAAUUUAACCACCGUUUCGGGGAAGUGUGAUGCAGGAUGGUUCUGCAUUUUGGCCGCAUGGACACCCCAGCCUUUUGAUCUGGAUAACUACACCAGUGGCAACUGUCUUUGCCCUGCCACGGCCACAGGAGCUAAAUGUUCCCCUGGGUUCUACUGCCCAGAAGGCAGCCCUGAGCCCAUUCUGUGUCCUCCAGGGUUUUACUGCAAUGCACCAGGUCUGUCUGCUCCAAGUGGUGAAUGUGCAGCUGGUUUUCAUUGUACAGGAGGAGCCUCUUCUCCUAAGCCUGUGGAUGGCGUUACAGGUAACCUCUGUCCACAAGGCGCUUACUGCCCCGCAGGGUCCUCCACGCCAACCCCUUGUCCCUCCGGCACCUUCUCCAACUUCUUAGGGUGGAGUAUGGUUUCAGACUGCCAGCUCUGUCCCUCCGGGUUUUACUGCGAAGGAUCUGGACUGAGGGCCCCUAGUGGAGAGUGCUGGGAAGGCUAUUACUGUGACAAUCGUCAGGGGCCCAUCAGCGACUUUACCCUCUACCUUUGCCCACAGGGCUACUACUGCCCACCAGGCACAAGGUGGUCCACGCAGUACAGCUGCCCUUCGGGGACAUUUGGACCCAAAGAAAAACAAAAGAAUGUUGAUGAAUGCCAAAGCUGCCCGCCAGGAAAAUUUUGCUCGUCUCCUGGCCUGGCUGCCCCAACAGGAGAUUGCACGGCAGGAUAUUGGUGCAAAACUGGUGCUCAAGUCCAUAACCCCGUGGAUGGCGUGUCUGGACAUCCUUGCCCACCUGGACAUUACUGCCUCUCAGGAACUCAUGCACCAUCUCCCUGCCCACCUGGAACCUGGUCGGAGGACAGAGGGAAUCAAAACCUCCAUAGCUGCAGGUCCUGCCCUGGAGGAUAUUACUGCAAUGGCACUGGCCUGGUGUCCCCGUCAGGACAUUGUGCACCAGGGUUUUACUGCAUUGCCGGAUCCAUCACACCAUCUCCCACAAAUGGGAUUUCAGGGGCUCCGUGUCCAGUGGACCACUUUUGUCCAUUGGGCAGUGAGAGUCCCACUCCCUGCCCUCCUGGCUCCUAUGCUGCUGAGACCCACAGGCGGGAACGGUGCCACCCCUGUCCGGAGGGAAAAUACUGCCUCCUGGGUCACUCCCUACAACUGUGUCCCGAAGGCUUCUACUGCCCUGAAGGAACAGGCUUAAACUGGCACCCCUGUCCCCCAGGAACCUACAGUCCUACCCCAGGGAUCAGCCGUAUUACUGACUGCAGAGCGUGUGAUGGAGGGAGGUUCUGCCUGUACCACAAUGCCACUGAUGUCACUGGAUUGUGUUGGGAAGGGUAUUACUGCACCCAAGCAUCAGACCGGCCUAAUCCUGACACCCACCCAAAUGGUCUGGCUGGACCGUGUCCUGCUGGCCACUACUGCCCAAGAGGAACGGCAGUUCCCCAACCAUGCCCGGUGGGGACCUCUGCCGCUGGGACGAAGCUGAGCUCUGAGGCAGAGUGCGUCCUUUGCCUGCCAGGUCACCACUGCAACACCCCGGGCCUGGCUGCCCCAACAGGACCAUGUGAAGAAGGAUUUUACUGCACCCUGGGCUCUGUGGUUCCCAACCCACCAGGCGUCGACCAGAGUGGAGGCCCCUGCCCCAAAGGUUAUUUUUGUCCCCGAGGCACGGCUACUCCACUGCCUUGCCCACCAGGGUCCUAUAAUCCUUCAGAGAGGCAAUCCAGCUGCCUUCCUUGUCUUGGCGGGUAA
Messenger RNA from Pogona vitticeps (central bearded dragon), 3361 nucleotides. The record is from RefSeq and is a predicted model, not a curated record. Lineage: Eukaryota; Metazoa; Chordata; Lepidosauria; Squamata; Agamidae.